GCAAUCUGAUAGACGCAGCGAAGACGCAUUUGUAAAAAAUAAAAUCAAACGUGGCAUUAAUAAUAUCACACAAAAUCACGAGAACAAAUUGAAAUGGCUGACACAGACCCAACAUGUUUGGCAUCCCUUACUUACUAUUGCCAGGAGAAAUACUACCGACAUGUAAUAAAGAUUGCAAGUGAAUUUCUGAAAAAGUACAUCAAUGACCCUGUUCUGCUGUUUUUUAAAGCCUAUGGAAUAUUAAUGGAAGGUCGUACCCAAGAAGCCAUUAGAGAGUUGAAUCAAGUAAAGGACAAAACAGAUGUGUCCCUUUGUUCCACUAUGGCCCUCAUUUAUGCUCACAAACAAAGUGAAACUGUCGACCGAGAUGCCGUUGUGGAACUAGAGAGUGAAUUGAAAAUAAACAGAAAGACUGCUAGAGAGAAGCCUCUGUACUAUGCUGGGAUGUUUCUGUGGCUGUUGGGGCGCAGUGACAAAGCCAAGGAGUAUAUAGACAGGAUGCUGAAAAUUGCAGACUCAUCAAGAGAGGGUCUUGUUCUUAAAGGAUGGAUAGAACUGAACUCUGACAAGGAGUUUAACAGAAACAAAUCCAUCAGAUAUUUUGAUGACGGAGUACAAGACUCGAAAGAUGUGAUAGGCUUGAUGGGAAAGGUUAAGUAUUUCAUGAAAAGACAGAAUUAUUCUGGAGCCCAUGAAAUUGUGAACCAGAUUGUUGUCUCACACCCCAGUUUUCUGCCAUCACUGAUCUUAAAGAUGAAGCUGUUUCUAGCACAACAGGAUUGGGACCAGACGCUUGAAACAGCCCAGAGAAUUCUUCAGAAAGACAGGACUAAUGUGGAUGCUCUCCAGGCUCUGGUGGUUCACAGCCUUGCAAAGGAUGGCAACCUAGCUAAGGCUGCUGAUUCUGUACGAGAGCUGAUUAGUGCACUUGAGACUGCUGAGCCUGGCAAUGCAAGUCUUCACCUGCACAUCAUAACUCCUAUUAGCAGGCUGUGUGGAAAGAACCAAGCAAUGCAGUCCCAGAUUUAUGGGUUAGCUCAGCGUGCAUUCCUGAUGGCUCCCGCUGAUGCAGACAUUGCAACUGAGGUGGGCUACCUGCUCACCCUGCAGGGCAACGUCCGAGAAGCUGCAAAAUGGUACUCAAAUGCAGUGAACCUGGAUGGAAAUAGUUUACCUGCUCUAGCAGGCAUAAUUCGAUGCCAGCUCUUGGAAGGACAGCUGCUGGAGGCAGAGCAACAGCUGGAAUUCCUCAGGGAAGUUCAGCAAUCCAUUGGGAAGUCAAGGGAAGUGGUGUACCUUCAGGCAGUACUGGCUUCCAAGCAGGGCCAGGAUCAGGAGGCAGUGAGCAGCCUGCUGAAGGAAGCUCUGGAGCUGCACUUCUCUGCCCUGGAAGGGCUUCCAUUGGGAGGGGAGUACUUAGAGAAACUGAACCCUGCCUUCCUGCUCGAGGUAGUGAGAGCAUAUUUAGACUUCUAUCCAAACAAGCCUUGGAUUCCUGGCCAGCCCUUGCCCUUUGUGCUGAAGCACUCAGCUAUGAUCCUAGACCCAGUGGUUAAAGCUGCCCCUGCUCUGCUGGAAGCUGUCUAUCUUUUGGCCAAAGUUAAAUAUCUCUCAGGUGAUUUCGAAGCAGCCCAGAGCUGUUUACAGCGCUGCCUGGAGCUCGACGGCACCUUUGCAGAGGCACACCUUCUAAUGGCUCAGGUAUACCUCUCCACGGGGGAUUUCAAACAGUGUUCCCACUCUCUGGAGAUGGCUGUCAGCUACGACUUCAAGGUUAGAGAACUACCUGUUUACCACUUCUUCAGAGCCCAAGCACUUAAGAAGACAGGCAGUCUUCCAGAAGCCAUCAAAACCCUGCAGAUGAUCCUGAGUCUGCCGGGGAUGAGGAGAGCUGGAGCUGGGAAAGCAGCGGAGGCCCCCAGCAGCUCUAGCGACCGUGUUUCUGUGUACCUGGAGCUGGCAGAGGCUCUGUGGCUAAACGGGGAGCAGCAUGAAGCUACCAAGAUAAUGCAAGAUGCCAUUGUUGAGUUUACUGGAACUCCUGAUGAGAUGCGUGUAACUCUUGCUAACGUCGAUUUAGCCCUGAACAAAGGAGACACUGAGACUGCUUUGAGUGUGCUCAGAAACAUCACACCCACUCAUCCAUACUACACUGAGGCUAAAGAGAAAAUGGCUGACAUUUACCUGCAUAAACGGAAUGACAAGAGACUCUACAUUGGAUGCUAUAGAGAAUUAUGGGACCGGGUGCCAGGUGCACAUUCAAGUCUUUUACUGGGGGAUGCUUAUAUGAAAAUCCAGGAGCCUGAAAAAGCCAUUGAGAUGUAUGAAGAGGCACUAAAGAAGAACACAAGAGAUGCGGUCCUGGCAAGCAGGACAGGCCAGGCUUUAGUUAAAACCCACCAAUAUAAUAAGGCUAUUCAUUACUAUGAAGCAGCGUUAAAGAUCAAAGGGCAGGAUUUCCUGUAUCAUGACUUGGCAGAGCUGUUCCUGAAACUCAGGCAAUACGAUCAAGCCAAGAAACUUCUCCAACAGGUUUUGCAGCAUGACUACGCAAACGAUUUGACUUUGAUGAUGAAUGGCGUCAAGUAUUUAAUUCUUCUGGCAAAGGCGUACACUCAGUCCAGAGACCUGAAAGAGGCUGUAGAAACAUUAAUCAAGGCCUAUGAUGUUCAGUCCCGAGUACUGAGACGGCUCUCAGUAGAUCAGCCCGAGAGGAUGCCCUCCCAGAGAAAAGUGGCUUCUUUAAUAUGUUCCCAGAUAGCCCAGCAGGAACUGGCUUUGAAGGAAUAUGAAAUGGCUAUCAAAUAUUACAAGGAGGCUCUGACGUACUCUGAAGAUGACAGCAAAAUAAUGCUGGAGUUGGCUAAUCUAUACCUGGAGCAAGGAGAUGUGGAUUCUUGCCAGCACCAAUGUGCAAUGCUGCUCAAGAACGAAGAUGACAAUGAAGAUGCUGCUAUGAUGAUGGCAGACCUCAUGUUCAGAAGACAAGACUAUGAAAAAGCAAUACUUCAUUACAGACAGCUGAUGGGACGAGCAUCAGGUAACUUUUUAGUCCUGGCCAAGCUAAUUGAUUUACUGAGGAGAACUGGUAAACUUGAUGAUGCACCAGCGUUUCUGGAAAUGGCAGAAAAGACAUCUACCAGGUCUACCCUUGAACCAGGCUACAAUUACUGCUUAGGGCUAUAUUUGUGGUAUAUGGGACAACCAAAUGAGGCACUGAGGCAUUUGAAUAAGGCCCGUAAAGACACCGAGUGGGGACAAGAUGCUGUGUACAAAAUGAUCCAGAUAUGCCUGAAUCCAGACAAUGAGACCGUAGGAGGAGAAGUGUUUGUAAGCAUUGACGAGGAAACCAGCAACAGCAACGAUCUCUUGAAAGAAAGACAAGAAUCAGAGGAGAUGGCAGUGAGGACAGCACUGAACUUACUGAAGGAGUAUCACCCUCGCACGCUGCAGGGAGAGAAGCAAGUGCUUCUGCUUCAGAACUGCUGCUUGAUGGCUACCAAAGACAAGAUCAAUGUUGAAAAGGCUCUCGUUGCAUUCACUGAAAUGGCUUCAUCUGAGAAGGAGCAUGUGUCGUCCCUCCUGGCUAUGGCACAAGCCUUCAUGAUCCUGAAGCAGACUCCCAGGGCCAGAAACCAGCUGAAGAGAAUCACAAAAGUGUCCUGGAAUGCAGCCGAGGCUGAAGACCUGGAAAAGUGCUGGUUGCUGCUGGCUGACAUUUAUAUACAGUCUGGCAAAUAUGACAUAGCAACGGACUUACUGAAACGAUGCCUACUGUACAACAAGUCUUGCUGUAAAGCAUUUGAAUACCUGGGCUUCAUUAUGGAGAAGGAGCAGUCUUAUAAGGACGCUGCAAGUCACUAUGAAAUGGCCUGGAAAUACAGCAACAGGGCAAACCCAGCUAUAGGUUACAAGCUUGCUUUUAAUUAUCUGAAGGAUAAGAAAUACACAGAGGCAAUACAUGUCUGUCACAAGGUUUUGACUGACCACCCUGAUUACCCAAAAAUUCGAAAAGAUAUCCUGGAAAAGGCCCAGUUCUCUCUUAGGCCAUGAGAGAAGGAUGCAUGUAUAUUGCCAACAUAAUAAAAAUAUUUGGGACAGAAUCAUUUCUCGACUUAUUUUAAAAUGUCUUUAUUAAAUAUGUUGUUGUGUAACAAUGGGAUAACAUUGUGUGUAAUAAACAUCUAGCGCUUUGCUGCCCAGUGUCCAGUCUAUCUGACAUUGAGACAAUAGUCAUUGAAUAGGAAUGGGAACAUACCCAGGGCUGUGAAGGGUUAGGGUUACAAUCAAACCAAAACGAUUAGCAGUAUUCCAUGUUGUAAAAGAGCAAUGUUAAAUUCUUAUUCUGCAGCUGCUUCACUAUGCAGUUUGAUAUAUGAUGGAUAUAGCAGCGCGAUUUAGCCCAUAUUGCCAUGUUGCGUUGGUCUGUUUAACACUAUUGUGCACCAAACUAUUGAUAUUAUUA
Molecule: messenger RNA, 4465 nt
Organism: Polyodon spathula (Mississippi paddlefish)
Lineage: Eukaryota; Metazoa; Chordata; Actinopteri; Acipenseriformes; Polyodontidae
Product: tetratricopeptide repeat protein 21B-like
Exons: 29
Coding region: 94-4053 (1319 amino acids)
Biological process (GO): intraciliary retrograde transport; protein localization to cilium
Cellular component (GO): intraciliary transport particle A
Molecular function (GO): protein binding
Source: RefSeq, a predicted model, not a curated record